Molecule: messenger RNA, 1947 nt
Organism: Limulus polyphemus (Atlantic horseshoe crab)
Lineage: Eukaryota; Metazoa; Arthropoda; Merostomata; Xiphosura; Limulidae
Product: putative T-box protein 7
Exons: 6
Coding region: 1-1491 (496 amino acids)
Biological process (GO): cell fate specification; regulation of transcription by RNA polymerase II; positive regulation of DNA-templated transcription
Cellular component (GO): nucleus
Molecular function (GO): DNA-binding transcription factor activity, RNA polymerase II-specific; RNA polymerase II cis-regulatory region sequence-specific DNA binding
Source: RefSeq, a predicted model, not a curated record
AUGCCUGAAUAUUCGAACGGUUUGACAGGGUUUUGUGACAACUACUAUGGAGGGAUUCAGUCACCAUCUACAACGUAUUCCGAAUCAGGCCUUUUUAUGUAUCCAGGUCAUUAUUCUGUAGCAAAACCAAGAAUGGAUGGAAAGUCCAACAACCAAGCUCACCUUUCACGUACGGGGUUUAACAACGUUCAAGAAUACGGGUCCAUUGAUGUUCCCGUUUGUGUUAAAUCAUCACCUACAUCCACAAGACCCGCUGAUGUCUGUCGUCCAGAGAACUUACAAAAUUCUAGUCCGCUGAUGAGUUUGAAAUGGUAUAAUUCCAAACUUCCGAUAUAUCUUUGUUUGGUACAUCGAGAACUGUGGCUCAAGUUUCACCAGCACACAACGGAGAUGAUCAUUACGAAACACGGAAGGAGGAUGUUCCCUGUAAUAAGUGUACGCUUCACGGGAUUGGAUCCCAAGAAAUAUUAUACCGUUUACUUGGACUUCUUUUUGGCGGAUUGCUACAUCUGGAAAUUCAACAAAACCCACUGGAUACCCGUAGGCCCUACCGAGCCACAGUCACGACAAAUGAAGUACGAACAUUCAGAAUCACCGGCCACAGGUCAUUUCUGGAUGUCCAGUGACGUUGUUUUUACUAAGCUCAAGCUGACCAAUAAGAAAGAUUCGCCUGAAGGGAACGUUAUACUGACAUCACACCAUCGCUACCAGCCAAGAGUUAACAUUGUAGAAAGUACACCAGAUGGCACCACAAUACCAUCAACACUGAUGAGUCACUACUUUCCAGAAACACAGUUUAUUGCAGUAACAGCCUAUCAGAAUACUGAUAUAACGCAGCUGAAGAUUGACCACAAUCCAUUUGCCAAAGGAUUUCGUGACUGUUUUAAUAAAUAUAUGACAAAUCCCUCGUCUCCACAAAGAAUCUCGUCAUCAGAUAAAGAAAAGAAACGUACAAUGGUCAAGGAUUUGCCAUUUAAAGAGGAUGUGCAUAUUCCCGAGACAUCUGCUUUUCCAUCAACGCAUGAUGCGACUUCACCUGAAAGUGGCCUUUUGAACAUGCCUGCAGAAAGCUUGAGUGAGCAAGAAACAAGUCCAAAGUUGGCUUCUGGUGCUUCUUCUGGAAGCUGCAACACGCUAGAUUUUACUGGAGUUUGUGAAGACUCUUGUCUACUUUGUAACAAAGUACUGACAAAUUACUCUGUUCCUUCUGAUGACACUUUGGAAAACCAUACCAAAAGAACACUCUAUAGAAAUGUUGCAAGUCCUUCGGACGAAGAACAUGCUCUACAAGCAUCAAAACGUGCCAGGAUAGAAAACAACAACAGUAUUCCGAGUAAAUGUGACAACUGUUGUCAUCAUUCAGGCUCUCAGUGUCUACCACAACAUCGACUGAUAACUUCAAUAUCAUCAACUCCAUCAAUUUUGAAUAACUCAUCACUACAAAAAAGGUUAUUCCUCACAAGCAUCCACAAAAACGUUGCCCAGUACUAGAUCUUCACUGUACAGAUGUAGUGUAAACUUUUAAUAGUAAAACGUUGUCCAGUAUAGAUGUAAACUUUUAAUAUCAAAACGUUGUCGAGAACUAGAUGAUCACUGUACAGAUGUAAACUUUUAAUAUUAAAACGUUGUCGAGAACUAAAUCUUCACUGUACAGAUGUAAACUUUUAAUAUUAAAACGUUGUCCAGUAUUAGAUAUUCACUGUUCAAAUGUAAACUUGUAUUAUUAAAACGUUGUCCAGUACUAUAUCUUCACUGUACGGAUGUAGUGUAAACUUGUAAUAUUAAAACGUUGUCCAGAACUGGAUCUUCACUGUUCAGAUGUAAACUUUUAAUAUUAAAACGUUGUCCAGUCCUACAUCAUUGUACAGACGUAAACUUGUAAUAUUAAAACGUUGUCCAGUACUAGAUCUUCACUGUUCAGAUGUAAACUUGUAAUAUUUAAACGUU